Messenger RNA from Thalassophryne amazonica, 1893 nucleotides. RefSeq names its product E2F transcription factor 3 (gene e2f3). The transcript has 8 exons. Gene Ontology annotation, cellular component: RNA polymerase II transcription regulator complex. Bases 281 to 1165 code for a protein of 294 amino acids. Lineage: Eukaryota; Metazoa; Chordata; Actinopteri; Batrachoidiformes; Batrachoididae. Gene Ontology annotation, biological process: regulation of transcription by RNA polymerase II. Gene Ontology annotation, molecular function: protein dimerization activity; DNA-binding transcription factor activity, RNA polymerase II-specific; RNA polymerase II cis-regulatory region sequence-specific DNA binding. The record is from RefSeq and is a predicted model, not a curated record.
CCCGGGUUAGUGAGUCGCCAUACGGUCUUGGGUUCGUUCUGUCACGUUUUGCUCGAAAAACGUUAAGGAUUCUUCUCUCAUCGAGCGACAGCAGGACGUUGCCGAACGAGUUUGGAGAAAACUGGAGCUGGAGUCUUGUGAUCCUCGCGUCCUUCAGGAUGGUGACGCCACCUCCACAACAAAGACACCUGCCAAAAAUCGACAGGAAAAAAAGAAGCGGCAGGUGGACGUUUUUGACUUUGAGGACAGUCAGGAUGAUGACGGCGACUCCCCAACCAAGAUGCCUCCAAAAAGUCCCUGCCUGGACACGACUCUCGCAUCCUGUGCCGUGUCGAGUCCGAGUGUGGGCGCUUCGCUCAUGCUGCUGACUCAGCGGUUUGUAAAGAUGCUGGACUGCGCUGCUGAUGGUGUUUUGGACCUAAAUAUUGCCAGCUGGGAGCUCAAUAUUUCCAAGCGUUGCAUCUACAAUAUCGCCAGGGCUUUGGAGGGGAUCAACCUUGUCAAGAAAAAGAACAACAAAGUGGAGUGGCUGGGCAGACAAACAAAUGUUUCCUUAAAUCCGGAGUUGGAAGCUCUGCAGGAUGAGGAGAAGAAGCUGGAUGAGUUGAUCGAAGGCUGCAUGCAACAUAUUUAUGAGAUGUAUGGGGACGUUAACAUGUGGAAAUUUGCUUACGUGACUUAUGAGGACGUGCAAAACAUUCCCAGUUUGAAAGAACAGACUGUGAUUGCCAUCAAAGCACCUGCAGGGACAAAAGUAGAGGUGGCCCACCCAGAGCAGAACCUUCAGGUUCGUGUCUGCAGCUUCUUCGGGCCAGUUCAUGCCUUUGUCUGCUCGGAUAUGGAUAUGGAGAGCUCUACUUCCACCUCCCUUCCUGACGCCCACCUUGUUUUGCCGUCAUGUGAUUCGUCUUUAUCUCGGGUGUCUUCUAAAGAUGACACUGACCGCACUUCGGAAGGUAACACUGCCUCAAAACCGCCGUCGGAGAUGUCGGCAAACCUCCCGCCUGUUGUCACCAGCGCCUCCCCGCUUCAGGACCGUGAGAGUGCUCGCUGCGUCGUUUCAUCACUUCCGGUCUGUGUUAGAGGGGAGGAUGACCUCAGCCUGGUGAAGGAUGACAGCACCACCGACGUUUUGUCUUCUGACUUAGAACCGGACUUUCUCUGACCUGCCUCGCCCUGAAAUGACACGCAGUUUUAAAGCAUUAGUGGAAAAUGAAGAACGAAGUGGUGAUUGUACUGUGAAGUUAUUUUUUUGUUACCCGCAUUCUCUUAUGUCAGACUUGGUUUGUAUAUUGUUUGCCAGCGGGUUUAGCAUUUCAUUGGAGAGGCUAAAGGACGGGUUACACCAGAUCCUAGUAUUUAGUAUUUAUGACCACGUGGCUUCCUUUGCCGUGUGGCGGAAAUUUUCCGAAUACGAACAGAUUUGCAGCAUCUUAUUUAUUGGACUGUGAAGGCUGAUUAUGAUUCAGCUCAGGUUAGCAUUAGCCACAGGUUAGUGUGUCAGUGUAUGCUAAUGCUAAAGGUGGUUAGCUGUUCUGUUGACAUAGUAUAGCAGAAACAGCGGUACGCUGCAGAUCUGCUUAUUUUGAGUCAUUUUAACUUGUGACAUGUUGAGGAGCUUUUAUUGUGGGAUCAAAUACGCUUCUUGUCAAUCUGAGCGUUGCUACGUGACCAACAGCAACGCAACAUGUAAGUAUCUGGAAAAACCACACGGCUGGUACUUUCCUAUACAAGUUGUUUUAAGGAAGAUUAUUUCUCAUUUGGCAAAGCAUUAACUUUAUUUGCGUUACAUUGGGAAAAGGUUGUGUUGGAUUGUGUUAAAUUAAUGCCAUUUUUUGUUGUUUCUUCAGCUUGAUUUGGUUAUAAGUCAGACAUUAAAAUCAUGAAUACUGA